AUGCUCUUUCCGCACACCUUCCUUACGGUGUGGAUAGUAGCCAUCACCGUAACGAAGGUCAAUGAGAGACUCGUCCUUCGAGGAGGAAAAGGAGUGGCCGAGGGUCAGUCUCGUGAGAUGAGCAUGGGCCGCGGUGAGGAUCGUAGUCGAGAGAGAAUCUGGUCCGUCCUUGCGAGUCACUCCCUCGUGCUGAGGGCGACGAUGGAGGCUUUCGUCUUCCUCCGAGCCCUCUUCCUCUCCACUCUCCAUUUCCCGUUUUCGGCUCUCGUGUUUUCAGACAAGAUUCCCUCGGCGAGUCUCCUCCCCGUAUCCCCCCAGGCAGCGGAAUACGGCUGCAGACUUCCCUUCGCCUGCGUCCCGUUCUACCUAUGCUACAAUGGGAACAUCAUAACGAAUGGAGAGGGCAUCUUCCAUGGACGAGUUCGUCGUUCGGAGCCAUCAUCGCCCGUUAAUGAUUCGAGCAACCCGUCGCAGCAUUUGGACGGGAACUGUCCUAAUUUCCUCGACGUGUGUUGCCUCGACCCGAACGCGAAGCCUCCGACGACGCCGAAGCCCCCGCCGUACGUGCCCAGAUGCGGGAAUCGGAACUACCUGGGAGCAUACCACAACACCUUCAACGCCUCGCGCGAGUUGCACCAGUACGACCACGAAGCCCAUUAUGGGGAAUUUCCGUGGAUGGGGGUGGUCCUCACCACUAAGCCGGAUGCGCCCGAGAAGGAUCUCUACCAGUGCGGUGCCUCUCUAAUCCACCCUCAGGUCGUCCUCACUGCUGCUGACUGCGUCGAUGAGUUUACAGAAUUCCCAGGAAAAAGCGGGCUGAAGGUCCGGCUUGGAGAAUGGGAUACUACGGGCGCCAACGAGCCCUAUCCGCACCAAGAAAGAUUCGUGGAGAAGAUAGUCAUUCACCCCGAUUACCGCAAGGGACCCCUCUACAACGACAUUGCUCUGCUCUUCAUGAACGACCCAUACGAACUUCAACCCCACGUCGACACCAUCUGUCUGCCUGAGCCGGGUUACCGGCGUCCAUGGGGCAACAUCUGCGUUUCCGCCGGGUUCGGCAAGGACAACUUCGGGAGAGAGGGCCGAUAUCGGACGAUUUUGAAGAAGGUGGAAUUGCCUCUGGUCGAGCGGAUGGAAUGCGAGAGGACACUUCGAAACACCAGGCUUGGCCAAUGGUUUCGGCUGCACUGGAGUUUUCUCUGUGCCGGCGGCGUCACGGGACAUGAUACUUGCAAGGGUGAUGGAGGAGGUCCAUUGGUGUGUUAUGAUCCCAAUAAGGGAUCCUGGUAUCAAGUAGGAAUUGUGGCUUGGGGAAUUGGGUGUGGGAAUGCAAUCCCUGGAAUCUACGUUGACGUCGCUCAUUUCACUCCCUGGAUUGAUGAAGAGAUCACCAGAUAUUACCAUCUGAGGAACCUCCCCGGACCCCCCCAGGCAGCAGAUUACGGCUGCGUCUUUCCCUUCGCCUGCGUCCCGUUCUAUCUAUGCAACGAGGGGGAAAUCGUCACCGACAUCAUCGAUGUCCAAUUUGGCCCCGGAAAGGAUUCGAGCGACCCGCCGCAGUUGGUGGGCGGGAACUGUCCAAAUUUCCUAGACGUAUGUUGCCGCAACCCAAACGCAAAGCCUCAAACGACACCGAUGCCCACCCCGUACAAUUCCAGAUGCGGAGUUCGGAAUAACUUUAGUAUCGACGUCGGCAUCACCUUCAACGCCUCGCACGACCAGCACAAGUACGACCACGAAGCUCAGUAUGGGGAAUUUCCGUGGAUGGGGGUGGUCCUCACCGCUAAGCCGGAUGCGCCCGAGAAGGAUCUCUACCAGUGCGGUGCCUCUCUAAUCCACCCUCAGGUCGUCCUCACUGCUGCUGACUGCGUCGAUAAGUUUGCAGAAUUCCCAGGAAAAAGCGGGCUGAAGGUCCGGCUUGGAGAAUGGGAUACUACCAACGACUACGAGCCUUAUCCUCACCAAGACAGAUUCGUGGAGAAGGUGGUCAUUCACCCCGAUUACCGCAAGGGACCCCUCUACAACGACAUUGCUCUCCUCUUCAUGAACCACCCAUACGAACUUCAACUCCACGUCGAUACCAUCUGUCUGCCCGAGCCGGGUUACCGGCGUCCAUGGGGCAACAUCUGCGUUUCCACCGGGUUUGGAAAGAAUUCCUACGGGAAAGAGGGCCAAUAUCAGAUAAUUUUGAAGAAGGUGGAAUUGCCUUUGGUCGAACAGAUCGAAUGCGAGAAGAGAUAUAGGUCCACCAAGCUUGGCCAAUGGUUUCGACUUCACAGGAGUUUUCUCUGUGCUGGCGGUGUCAUGGGAGAAGAUACUUGCACGGGUGAUGGAGGAGGUCCAUUGGUGUGCUAUGAUCCUGAUAAGGGAUCCUGGUAUCAAGCAGGAAUUGUGGCUUGGGGAAUUGGGUGUGGGAAUGAAAUCCCUGGAAUCUACGUGGAUGUCGGUUAUUUCACUCCCUGGAUUGAUGAAGAGAUCACCAGAUAUUACCAUCUACCCAAACCUUAUUGGGGAUUCGACCUACGUCAGGGUAUACCCGAAGAAGGCUCUACAGGUUCGGCAACAAAUCCUGCAGUUCCUGCGCAAUUGUUUUCUUCAACAUUAAUUGAAGAAGACAAGAUUGCCGCGACGAGUCUCCUCCCCGGACCCCAACAGGCUGCGGAAGACGGCUGUGAACUUCCCUUAAUCUGCAUCCCGUUCUAUCUAUGCGACGGCGGGAACAUCGUCACCGAUGGAGAAGGCAUCAUCGAUGCUCGAGCCUCUCCUUCGGAAUCAUCAUCGACAUCACCCAAACUUGAUCGGAGGGGCCCGUCGCAGCUGUUGGGCAAAUGUAGUAAUAAUGGAGACGAGUGCUGCAGCCACCCGAAUGCGGAGCCUCCAUCGACACUGAAGUCCUCAACUGAGCGGAAGUGAAUACGAGGGAA
Darwinula stevensoni is the source of this 2924-nucleotide messenger RNA. The record is from the annotation of a GenBank genome assembly. Lineage: Eukaryota; Metazoa; Arthropoda; Ostracoda; Podocopida; Darwinulidae.